AACGAACUACAAUGAUUAUUCUUCAAGUUACAAUAUUAUUAAUAACGUGGACGUCUAAAUGUGUAGCAGUACCAAAUAUUCAAGAUAAAAUUAUACCAGAAGAUGCUUUAUUAAACUUCACUGAGCUAUCCAAGAAAUAUGGACAUCCUGCCGAAGAACACAACGUUGUCACAGAAGAUGGGUACAUAUUAAAACUUUUUCGUAUACCUGGUGAAAGUAAAAGACCAAUAUUCAUCAUGCAUGGACUAGGAGAUUCUGCAGACUCCUAUAUAUUGAGAGGUUAUAAAUCUUUAGCCGUAACCCUAGCUAAUGAAGGAUAUGAUGUCUGGCUUGGAAACAACAGGGGCAAUAAAUAUUCCCGAAGACAUUUACACCUGAAUCCAGAUAAAGAUAAUAAGUUCUGGCAGUUCAGCUUUCAUGAAAUCGGCAUUUAUGACUUGCCAGCAAUAAUGGACUUUAUUUUGAACAAAACUAAAUCAGAUAAAACAGAUGUUAUAGCACAUUCUCAAGGAACUACGGCGUUUUUCGCUUUACUGUCAACGAAACCGGAAUACAACGGAAAGAUUAAUGUCCUAGCAGCACUAGGUCCAGUGGCGUUUCUAGGUAAUUUAUCUCCACCUAUAUCAACUAUUGCAAUUACAGGACCUGUAAUCAACCAAAUCUUAGUUACCAUGAAUGUAGAAGAGAUAGCCGCCAAUGAAACUGCAGCUCGAGCAUUGCAAACUAGACUUUGUUCUUUAGGAUUCAUAGGAGGUAAUUUUUGCCGCUUCGGCCUUAUAUUUCCUCUCUUUGGAUUCGACCCUGAGAGUCUUGAAGCAGAGUUCGCGCCGAUUGCUCUGGCUCAUUUCCCAGCUGGUCUCUCAAGGAAGUGUUUAGUGCAUUACGAUCAAUUAUUUUACAGUAAAAGGUUCUCAAGAUUUGAUUACGGGGCUUCGAUGAAUUUGAAAUUAUACAAGACAUUUAGCCCGCCGGAUUAUGAUUUGAGAAAAGUGACUGCAAGAAUAGCCUUGUAUCUAGGGAGGAAUGACCCGUUCGCGAAGAUAAAGGAUGCAGAAAUCUUGAAGGAGAUACUACCUAAUAUAGUGGAGUUUAAAAUUAUAGAUUCAAAUAAAUGGACUCAUGUUGACUUUGCUUGGGCUAACGAUAUGGACAAGUAUUUAUUUCCUGUAAUUUUUGAUAUUUUGGAAAAAUUCAAUUAA
This is a messenger RNA of Cydia amplana, 1199 nucleotides long. RefSeq names its product lipase 3-like. The coding region runs from base 12 to 1199 and encodes 395 amino acids. The record is from RefSeq and is a predicted model, not a curated record. The transcript has a single exon. Gene Ontology annotation, molecular function: hydrolase activity, acting on ester bonds. Gene Ontology annotation, biological process: lipid metabolic process. NCBI's taxonomy places the organism in Eukaryota, Metazoa, Arthropoda, Insecta, Lepidoptera, Tortricidae.